This is a messenger RNA of Penicillium canescens, 906 nucleotides long. Its product is annotated as PaaI family thioesterase. The coding region runs from base 1 to 906 and encodes 301 amino acids. The transcript is spliced from 3 exons. NCBI's taxonomy places the organism in Eukaryota, Fungi, Ascomycota, Eurotiomycetes, Eurotiales, Aspergillaceae. The record is from RefSeq and is a predicted model, not a curated record.
AUGAUUCGUCCGUUAUCUCCUUCACUUCGUUCUCUCUCUCCAAACUUCCCUUCACACACCUCUCCUCGACUGCUCACCCAGCGCCGAGUCUCUCCACGUUCUUUCUCCGGUUCCCCGAAGCCUCACCACCGAGCCUACACAACAGGACAAGCCCAAGCCGCCCAAUCUCUCCAAUCUCCAGCCCAGCCCUCGCGUUUCCGCCGCUUCGCAGGCUUCACAACGAUCGCACUUCUCGCAUUUACAUUCGGCGUAAUCUACCAAACCCAACGCACCGUAUCACGCCUCAUGUCCGUCACAAUCCCCACAAACGAGGAGACCCUGGCCCUCUACACACCAGAGGAUGCCAUCGCCGAAGAGAUUGAAACUACUCUCCGCACUCACCCCGUCGCCGAGUCCCUACGCGCAAACCCGGAAUUCACCGAAGCGCGCCCACACCUCAAGAUCCCCGAGGCCCUGCGCGAGCGCAGCCUGACUGGCGGCACCCUGCGCGGACCGAACAAGAUCGUCGUGCCACCCCUCGUCUUCAGCGAGCGCGAUGGCAAGAGCAUGGUUUCGUUGAUGUACCUCGGCUCCGAUGUCUGCGGGCAUCCGGGCAUUGUGCACGGCGGUCUGCUCGCGACGAUUCUCGACGAGGGACUUGCUAAUUGCUGUUUCCCGGCUUUGCCUAAUAAGGUGGCUGUGACUGCCAACUUAAAUAUUGAUUACCGUGCUCCGGCUAUGGCGAAUAACUAUGUGGCUCUCCGCGCUGAGACUGUCAAGGUUGAAGGUCGCAAGGCGUGGGUUGAGGGUCGCAUUGAAAGUCUCCCGACUGAUGGGAAGGACCCUGUUGUGUUAGUUGAGGCCAAGGCUUUGUUCAUUGAGCCCAAGCAGGCUGCUGCGUUAUCGAGUCUUUACAAGGUGGCGUAA